AUGGCGCAGUUGGUCGAUAAGUUGUUGGGGGAAAGCAAGACUAAGAAAAAAGCUAAGAAGAAUUUGUUGUCUAGAGAACUAGCAGAAGAAAAGGCUAGGAAUGCAUUGCUCUUGGACGAAUUGGAAAAGAGUCGUAUGCAAAACGCGGAACUUCUCGCAGGAUUAAAUGUCUCAUCGGCGGCAAACAUCAAUCCUGUUGAUAACGCCGCAAUUGAUUUUGAUUAUGGAAAUAGACUCUGCAGUACACAGCACGUAACCACCCCACCGAGUUUGGAUGAGUCACGAUUUUUGUCAUCCAUGAACCAGCUUUCCGUUGCAUCCAUCAACGUACCGGAAUGCAAACCUAUUGAUGAUGAUGAUGAUAUACAUAGACAGUCAUUCGAGUCAUGGAAGGAUUUGCUUAUCGAUUGCAUGAAGUUGGCGGGAAUAGAUGACGAGUUUACGAAAUUUACGGUGUUUAAAGUGAAAGCCGGGGCUCGCCUGCUAGAGUUAUUCCGGAACACAAAAUCACAAGCAGAUGAUCCGGACCCGGACAUCAAACCCUUUUCAAAUGCUAUGCACAGGCUAAAAUCCUACUUCGGAUCAGGCUCCGAUGUAAUGUUGAUGAGACGCAAACUAGCACUAAUGAGUCAGAAGCCAAUUGAGUCUGACCUGACGUUUAUCACUAGAGUUGGUUCUACUGCUCGCCUUUACGUUUGUAACGCCAGGGACAAAACGUGCAACAACUGCGGUCGAAUGGGACAUAUCCGACGUGCAUGCCGCGCUCAGGAAUCAAUUCCGACACCAAAACGUACAUCAGAUGACCAACUGGAAUCUAUUCCGAAGAUAGCUGCUAUCGAGAAGGAAGAAACCAAUCACGAAGUUGAGGAAAAUAGUAAUGUUACAAAUGCUGCUAGCUACGAUCCAAAGAUAAAGACCGAUAUCAGUUUCCAUCCAGUCGGACGAGUUCAGACUCCAUCUUCAGAACCGAGAAAUAUGGAUGGAACUAUUAUAGCUGAAGUUGCGGGAAUGCGAUGCAUUUUCUUGAUCGAUUCAGGGGCACAAGUGAACACGUUCACCAAAGAUAUGUUUCGUAAACUAAUUAACGAUUCAAGAUAUAGCAGUGGUUUGUUGAACAUUCAAUACAAAGCCGAUAGACCGCUUAAAGCAUACGCUAGCGGUGAAAUUGCAGUAAUAGCAACAUUUGAUGCAAAGUUGUACAUAUCGAACGAUCGACCCAUAUUUCUUGAGAAGUUCUAUGUUGUCAAUGAGAUAUAUUAUGAUAAAACCAAACCACCGUGCAGAAACAUAUUUCUGAACAUUCCGUUGGCAGUGAAACCUCUGGUGGAAGAACGGUUACAGGCCCUUGUUGUGGCAAAUAUCAUCGAACCUGUGAAGGACGGUAUGGAUACGUCAUUCUGUUCUUCCAUGUUGCUGGUACCCAAAGGAAAAGAUGACAUCAGAAUGGUUAUUGAUUUGAGGGGUCCAAACCAAUACAUACAUCGUACGCCAUUUUCAAUGCCAACUUUGGAAAGGAUUCUAGCCGAAUUAGAUGGAGCUCAGUGGUUCUCGACGAUUGACUUGGAAAACGCAUUUUUUCAUAUAGAACUGGAUGAGGACUCGAGACACCUUACUAAUUUCUUCACAGAAUAUGGAAUGUUUAGGUGUGUUCGGCUUCCAUUUGGUUUAUGCAACGCGCCAGACAUAUUCCAAGAAACUCUACAAAGAAAAGUUUUAGGAGGUUGCAAAGGCUGUAAAAAUUACUUAGAUGACAUACUUGUAUUCGGUAAAACGAAGGCUGAACACGACGAAAAUUUGGCAGAAGUACGGGCACGCUUGGAUAACCAUAACGUAAAAAUAAACGAGAGCAAAUGUGUUUUCGGUUCUCAAUCCGUCAAGUACAUUGGAUUUACCUUAACACCCGAAGGCUGGCAGAUUGAAGAUGAAAAAAUCACUGCUAUUAGUAAUUUCAGAAGGCCUGAAAAUUGCUUGGAGGUCAAAAGUUUUUUAGGUUUGAUCACAUUUAUCGAUAAGUUCAUCGUGCAUCGAGCCACGAAAACAGAAUAUCUCCGCUUAUUGGCCAAUUCGGAAAAAUACUACUGGACGGACAACGAAGAAGCGGAGUUCAACUUUUUUCGAGAAACAGCUCUUGAUUCAAUAAAGCGUUUAGGAUAUUAUAGCCCAACGGACCGCAUUGAGUUGUUCGUCGAUGCAUCGCCCGUUGGACUUGGGGCUGUACUGACUCAGUUUAACGAAAAUGAAAUCCCAAGAAUUAUAGCGUGUGCUUCAAAAGUACUUACUGCAGCUGAACAACGAUAUCCCCAGACACAGAAGGAGGCUCUUGCAGUUGUCUGGGGUGUAGAAAGGUUUUCAUACUACCUGCUAACCCGAACAUUUACAAUCAGAACUGAUGCCGAGGCAAAUCAGUACAUUUUCAAUAACAACCAUCGCCUAGGAAAACGAGCCGUCUCACGAGCAGAAGGUUGGGCAUUGCGUCUUCAGCCAUACGAUUAUAGCAUUCAACGUGUUCCAGGUAACCAGAAUGUGGCCGAUGUUCUAUCUAGACUCAUACCUGCAGCACAGCAAGCUCAACCAUUCAAGGAAGAUGAAGAGAACCAUUUCUUGUAUGCAUUGGACUCCGGUUGUAUGGAGAUUACGUGGAGUGAAAUCGAGUCUCACUCAGAAAAGGACAGCGAACUUCAGCUAGUGCGGCAGGCUUUGAUGUCAAAUAGCUGGCCUACCGAACUACGAUGUUUCGAGGCCCAAGUAAAGCACUUACAUGUACUUGGUUCGUUGGUGUGCAAGGACGACAGAGUCAUUCUACCAUAUUUGCUCCGCGAAAAAGCACUUAAAUCUGCCCAUGGAGGGCAUGUAGGAGAGGUAGCUAUGAAGCGCAUCAUGCGAGGGUUUUUCUGGUGGCCCCGUAUGUCUUCAGAUGUAGCACGGUUCGUAAAAAACUGUAACACUUGUACGCUUUUGUCGAAACGUAAUCCUCCUCUGCCACUAGCAAAUAGAGAUAUGCCAACUGGUCCGUGGGAAUUCAUACAGAUCGACUUUUUGUCGAUUCCCAAAUGCGGACACGGAGAAUUUUUAGUCGUGAUCGAUAUAUACUCCCGCUAUCUCUCGGUUGUCGAAAUGAAGGCAAUGGAUGCAGAAUCUACAAACUUAGCAUUAUCCGAAGUUUUUCAAAUGUGGGGAUGUCCACUCGUAAUACAGAGCGACAACGGCCCACCUUUCCAGAGUGCAGCAUUUACGAAAUUCUGGGAGGACAAGGGGAUCAAAGUUCGAAAAUCUAUACCACUUUCCCCACAAUCUAAUGGAGCAGUAGAACGCCAAAACCAAGGCAUAAUUAAAGCAAUUUCAGCAUCUAGAUUGGACGGCAUAAAUUGGCGAUACGCUCUACAGGAAUACGUGCAUAAACACAAUACACUAGUUCCACAUUCGCGACUCAGAGUAACUCCGUUUGAACUAAUGGUAGGGUGGAAGUUCCGUGGAACUUUCCCAAGCUUGUGGAGUAGCUUAAAUGGGAACAAAAUAGACCGCGCAGAUCUGCGAGAACGAGACGCGGAGGCUAAAUUAAUCAGCAAAAAGCACGCUGAUUCUGUUCGCGGGGCGAAGGAAUCUGACAUAAACGUAGGUGAUACAGUAUUACUUGCUCAAAGUAAAAAGAGUAAAACCGAUUCCACUUUUUCACCGGAGCGAUAUCAAGUUAUAGCUAGACAGGAAGCUAAAGUGGUGGUGAUGAGUAAGACAGGCAUCCAGUAUGCACGAAACGUCCAGGAGGUCAAACGAGUACCUGUUGAAAUAUCGGAUGAACCAAGUUCAACCGCACAAGAAGUUCCUGCUAAUAGUUCCAACAUAACCAGCGAUGACACAUUUAUUCCAGCAUCAAAUGAAGCUGUGGAUCGAGAAACGGGAUCUUCAAAAUCGCCGAGGGCUGGUUCAAACAUUGAAGCUAGAAAAUUGCGCAAAAAAGAACUAAUUAUUCGGCCAACAAGAUUUGACGACAAAUAUAUUUACCACUUAUUUUGUUAA
This is a messenger RNA of Topomyia yanbarensis, 4014 nucleotides long. RefSeq lists its product as uncharacterized. Gene Ontology annotation, molecular function: nucleic acid binding; zinc ion binding. NCBI's taxonomy places the organism in Eukaryota, Metazoa, Arthropoda, Insecta, Diptera, Culicidae. Gene Ontology annotation, biological process: DNA integration. The record is from RefSeq and is a predicted model, not a curated record. The transcript has 6 exons. The coding region runs from base 1 to 4014 and encodes 1337 amino acids.